CACACAGCGCUUUGCCUUGAAUUCUAUCAAGCUGAAAAAAAUCCAAGCUCUGUUGUUCCGAUGAUCAAGCGACAAAUAUGCCCAUUGGCGAAAUCCCAGGCUUUUAUUACGAUGAGGAGAAGAACAAAUACUUUAAAAUAAUGCCUACUGGACCUUAUAGUCUAGCAGCCAUUAAGAAAGCCCGCGAAAGUAAAGCUGCUGUACGCCAAGAUAUCGUCUCAACAUCCCAGUCGUCGAAAUUGCCAAAGAAACGGUCAUGCGCUUACGAUCUGAAUCUUGCAUUGUUUUGUCGACAACGGGAGACGCAGAUACGACAAUUACCAUUACGGUCGAUUGGUCAAGGUUCGAAAACUUUAUACCGACAAUUGAAGCCAAACACCGAAGUACAGAUUAGAUCCUUAUCUGAUGCCAAUAUGGAGUGUCGAUCCAGCUGUCUCGAUGCGACUUCAUACCCAGACCAUGGCGAAGUUAUUGUAUCUGUAUCCGGAAAUGUAGUCGGUCAUUAUGGUUUCCAAACUGAUCCUUUCUUUCACAUGUGGAAACUUCAGUCUUGGGAGAUGUCAUCUUUGGUCACGUCGCUCAAGUUUAGUCAAACUUUUGAACUGUAUGGAAACCAGCGAAGGACCUUGAUCAGCACCACCUUGGGUAAUAGUAGCAAUGUACCGGCCCAGCUUUCACGUCAUUCGUAUCCAAUUCCUCAAUCGCUAAGCAACGAAGAGGCAGAAGAGCUGGCAGAACAACUGGACGACGAUCAUCCUGCUACUGUGAAACAUCUCACUGCGGCUUUCUUCCGCCGACAAUCGUAUAUGCCCGAUUUGCAGUUAGACUGUCUAUUCCACAGCGACCGGGACUCUUUUUGGACAAGUUCUUCGAGUAUCGAAAAUAACAUCAUCAUUGCGGGAGGUGAUAAAGGCGUCUACCAUUUGACGAGUCAAUUUGAUAACAUCACUCAAAUCAAAGUCAGAUCCAGUGUUCUCGCCACACACAUCGUGAAGUCUCAACCAUCAUGUGUCUGGUUGGGUAGUCGAAAUGGCAACAUACAUCAAUUUGACGUCCGUUAUGCGAGAGCACUUCGAAAACCUCUCUUUCAGCAAUCGUCAAGCGUUACGAACGUGGUAUCCUUGGAUCAUUUUUCUUCUGGACAUCGAAUACUCGCCGCUUCAAUGGAUGGAUCACUGAAUAUCUGGGAUGUUCGUAAUGGGAAAACACCAAUACGUGAACUGCGAGGUCAUAUCAACCAUUAUUGUCAGGAGCUGGCCUUUGAUUUGGACGUUUCAUCCAAUAUAGUCACUGUUGCUGGUUCCGAUCAUCGGUUGCGCUUGUGGUCACUCUGCGAUGACGAAAAUAGCGUGUUACCCUUUUGGGAAUCUCCAUCAUCCAUGAAGGACGGACCUGUUUCAGCUGCUAAAUUUAUCACAUCUUCGCCUUCCGCACAGCCGGUCUGGUCGAAUGGACCAUUUAAUGCAUGUUGUUACCGUCGCUCUCCGGGACUAAUGGUAUGCGCUCCCGAUCGUUAUAAUCAUCCUGCUAUACACUGGAUGUCUCCUUCGUUUGAGGAUAGUUCCCAUAGAACAUAGUACUACAAUUCCUAUCCAUAUUUCGCAUCUGUAUAUAUAUAUUCCAUAUUCCCCUAUCUGGACUUUUCGAUAUCCAUUUUGUUUAUUGUUUCCAUCAAUGUCAUGAGCAGCAAUAACAAUUAUUUAUCAGAACCGCGAACUUUCUUCUUUUCCUCACAAUAAAGCAUCCAUUUUUUAAUGUGUAACAAAAAAAACCAGAGUUUCAAUACUGUAGAUUAGCUGUAUAAUGCAACAAACAUAGUCAUCAAAAGCCUAAAGCUAAUGAUAGCUUCCUUGGCGCACCUUAUCAAGCUAUGCCAAGC
Messenger RNA from Radiomyces spectabilis, 1879 nucleotides. RefSeq names its product WD40-repeat-containing domain protein. Gene Ontology annotation, molecular function: protein binding. Gene Ontology annotation, cellular component: Cul4-RING E3 ubiquitin ligase complex. The transcript has a single exon. Bases 78 to 1577 code for a protein of 499 amino acids. The record is from RefSeq and is a predicted model, not a curated record. Lineage: Eukaryota; Fungi; Mucoromycota; Mucoromycetes; Mucorales; Radiomycetaceae.